UUCCGGAUCAAGAACUGCGUAGAGAACAGUCAUUCUUCCUCUCUGCCCCGCCUACAGGUCCGGAACCGAAAUCCCGCGACGAUCGGCCAAGGUUGCCGAAAGCAGGUGGGAACGUUUCUCUUUUGGAGGCGGUCUCCUGGGGGACACGGACCGGAAGUGACGGAAGCGAGUUCCGGUUGGCCGGAGCCCAGCGGCGGGUGUGAGAGUCGGUCUGGAGCCGCUUCCAGGAGCCUGAGAUCCGGAGAAGCCCGGGUCAGAGCGGCUCCUCAAGAGUUAUUGAUCUAUGAAAUGGCAGAGAAUGGAAAAAAUUGUGACCACAGACGUGUAGCAAUGAACAAGGAACAAUAUAAUGGAAACUUCACAGACCCCUCUUCAAUGAAUGAAAAGAAGAGGAGGGAUCGGGAAGAGAGGCAGAAUAUUGUCCUGUGGAGACAGCCACUCGUUACCUUGCAGUAUUUUUCUCUGGAAAUCCUAGUAAUCUUGAAGGAAUGGACCUCAAAUAUGUGCAGCGUAUAGAGAAGCAGCUGCUUUUGUAUGCCUACUGGAUAGGCUUAGGAAUUUUGUCUUCUGUUGGGCUUGGAACAGGGCUGCACACCUUUCUGCUUUAUCUGGGUCCACAUAUAGCGUCAGUAACAUUAGCUGCUUAUGAAUGCAAUUCAGUUAAUUUCCCCGAACCACCCUAUCCUGAUCAGAUUAUUUGUCCAGAUGAAGAGGGCAUUGAAGGAUCCAUUUCUUUGUGGAGCAUCAUCUCAAAAGUUAGAAUUGAGGCCUGCAUGUGGGGUGUCGGUACUGCAAUCGGAGAGCUGCCUCCAUAUUUCAUGGCCAGGGCAGCUCGACUCUCAGGUGCUGAACCAGAUGAUGAGGAGUAUCAGGAAUUCGAAGAGAUGUUGGAAAAUGCAGAGACUGCACAAGACUUUGCCUCCCGGACUAAACUGGCAAUUCAAAAUCUAGUACAGAAGGUUGGAUUUUUUGGAAUUUUGGCCUGUGCUUCGAUUCCAAAUCCUCUAUUUGAUCUGGCUGGAAUAACAUGUGGACACUUUCUUGUACCUUUUUGGACUUUCUUUGGUGCAACCCUGAUUGGAAAAGCAAUAAUUAAAAUGCAUAUUCAGAAAAUCUUUGUUAUAAUAACGUUCAGCAAACACAUAGUGGAGCAGAUGGUGGCUUUCAUUGGUGCUGUCCCCGGCAUUGGUCCAUCUCUGCAGAAGCCAUUCCAGGAAUACCUGGAGGCCCAGCGGCAGAAGCUUCACCACAGAAGUGGAGUGGGCACGCCACAGGGAGAAAACUGGUUGUCCUGGACAUUUGAGAAGUUGGUCGUCGUAAUGGUGUGUUACUUCGUCCUGUCCAUCAUUAACUCCAUGGCGCAAAGUUAUGCCAAAAGACUCCAGCAGCGGUUCAGCUCAGAGGAGAAAACUAAAUAAGUGGGAAAACUUUUUAACAGCAGAAAUUAUAAUGGAUGGGUUCUGCCUUAAUUGGGAGGACUCCAAACCAGAAAGGAAAAUUCUCGUUUCCACCCUGGAUCAAUUUAAAUUUUUUUUCCCCCCCAAAAGCAGUUUAGUCCAUAUUUUGCACUGACAUACUUUUCUUUGUGUGUUAAGGUAAGGUAUCCACCCUCAGUUCAAGUCAAGUUGUAUUUUAUUACGGUGGAAUGUGAUGUUAGCAAACUUAACAGAAAUCGGCCUUCUUUUUGUUCGUUUCAAAAGGCCCCUGUGGUACAAUUAAAGAAUUCCGGGCACCAUAAAAAAAAGUUCCUCAGUAUGUUAAAUAUGUCAAGCUUUUUAGGCUUGUCACAAAUGACUGCUUUGUUUUUCUAAGUCAUCAAAAUGUAUAUAAAUUAUACUAGAUUGGAUAACAUUCUUGCAUGUCUAUCAUGGUAAAAUUUAAUAUGCCAUCCUGCCCAACCCCUCCUCUCCUACCUUCAAAAAAGGGCCAUCUUAUGAUGCGAUGCACACCCUCUUGGGAAAUUGAUCUUUAAAUUUUGAGACAGUAUAAGGAAAAGCUGGUUGGUGUCUCAUGAAUGUACUGACACCAUUUUUUAUUCUGUAUAUUUAGAAUGAAGUCAUGAAAAAACUUUAUAAAGACCUCUUUGAUCAUUCCAAAAUUGUGUUCGUUUUCUUGAGCGUUUUGAUGUUUUACUUCCUUUUAGCUUCUACCAAUUGAAUGGCAGCCUUGCCAGAUCCGCUUACAACCAUAGUUUCUUAAGUCUUUGUUUGCAUGAAAAGAGGCACCGCCAGGCAUUUUUUAUUAGGCUGGAAUUGGGCUGCUAGCUGCACACUGCUGAAAUAGCACCUUAGGGAUUGGCUAAGUGAGGUGACUUCUUGGUUUGUGAAAUGAUGAUGAGAUGGUAGAGAUGGUAGUAUGCAAAUUAAAGAACACUAGAAAGAGAGAUAAUUCAUUUUUUAAAAAAGGCACUUUUCUCAUGUGUUAAUUUUAGCUCACCAUGUACUCUGGUUUUUAACAGAAAUUUAUAUGUAACCUAAUUUUCUUGUCUUUUUCAGUAAGUGUUUUGCUCUUAUGUGAUUUUUUUCCUUUGGGGUGUUUCUGGUUGAACUGGGCCAUUUUGUUUUGCUUGGGAGGAAAAUAAACAAUUUCACUUUUUUCCUUUAGGAAAAUUGGUACUGACAUUAUGUUGAGAGUAGUUUAAAUUUCAACAGGGCAGAAAUGCCCAAUUUGUUUUAUCCAAUCCUGCCUGAAUGUCUGCUUGUUUUGCCUAUCGUCGUGACAUCUCCAUGGCUGUACCACCUUGUCGGGUAGCUUAUCAGACUGAUGUUGACUGUUGAAUCUCAUGGCAACAGCAGUCGAUGGGCUGUCUGACAUUUUGGUAUCUUUCAUCUGACCAUCCAUACCAAAUGUUCCCAUCCAAACAUUACCCAAAAUCAUGGUUUAUUAUAAAAAACUCUGGUCCUUAUGUCUAGUGGUACUUGGAAUCAUUUAUGCCGUAGUAUUGCAGCAGUGUCAAGAGGAUUUUAUGGAAAAUUGGGAUAGUCCCCAUGACCACAGCUAAA
Molecule: messenger RNA, 3002 nt
Organism: Hipposideros armiger (great roundleaf bat)
Lineage: Eukaryota; Metazoa; Chordata; Mammalia; Chiroptera; Hipposideridae
Gene: VMP1
Product: vacuole membrane protein 1
Exons: 11
Coding region: 489-1418 (309 amino acids)
Source: RefSeq, a predicted model, not a curated record